UUUAUAACCUUUUGGUGAAGACAAUGACCACUCUGGCGGAAGUAAUACUGCAGUUAAAACAUGACACGCAUAGGCGGCAUAGUCAUUUGUACGUCUGGUGACGUGAGUGUUAACCGAUUUUCCCCCUUGCGUUCCUUUGAACUUUAUAUUCAACAUUAGUAAUGCCACUGGUAAAAUCAACAGUCAGAAAUUGUCGUGUCCGUAGUUUACUAUCUUAUAAUGCGGAACUUUUUCUCCAUGAAGCUACGCAAAGUUAACUGGAUAUUAUGAUUACUCCCACUGUGAUAAUUCAGACGAAUUAGCAACCAUCAAUUAGAUCGGUAAAGGUCAUCGUUUCCUGUGCACUGAUCACGUGAUAAACGAGUAACCUGUAUUUAAAACAAUACGAAUAGCAAUUGUGUCUCACAACGCAUUAACAAGUGGUAUUCAUGAUCAGGUCUAUAAGAAGAUACUAGAUAAUUGUCGGAAAGUGCACACACUCAGUUUGUUCUAAUCAAAACUGUACAGUACGCAUCACUAAUGUGUUUAGAUUUCUCUGUUUAUGCUGUAAGAAAUUUACCUGGUUGGACCUUCCCUUUUCUCCAAAAGUGGUUCUUGUGGGUUACUCUGAGCAAGCGUAUCAUCUAUGAAAAGAGGCUUUGUAAAGAAUACUGCAUUCAGUGUUCUCUAACACAAAACCCAAGCCUGCGGCUAUAAGGGGCACCGAGGCAAGCAACAAAAGGAGUCAAAUCAGAUGACAUAUUGGGGGCGGGGCAGUUCUGCCUCAACUCUGAGGUUGAUAGAGAAGUUCAGUAGUCUACUGUACACGACUUCUCUCAGUACCCAUUGGCUUGUUUUUCCUCAUCGGACGUCCAGAUAAACGAUGUAAUGUACCACGUCAGGAUAUGACUUAAAAGCAAUAGCAUUUAGGUAUUCAAUGGGUAGAUGUAAAGGGCACACGCUUGUCACCUGAGCACACGUGUACUCUGAUAGACAACUUUGAUAAGGUCAGAGUGUGCCAUAUGUGAACCGUGUAUAAAGGUCCAGUUACACCGGUCCCCACUCCACAUUACGUGAUCAUAAUGGGAAAACCACACUUCGCUAUCACAGAGAAGGCUGGAAGAUUAUUACCGAGUUUUUAGGUGCUACGAGGAGGUUGUCAUGAUCAAGCCAUCUAUCUAUGUAACAGCGUUCUGUGGCCUUGGUCUCGCUACCAUAGUCUUGCUCUGUGUCUAUGACAUGAUACCGAUGAACCCAUUGAAGAUUGGUCGCCGUCUGAAGCUCAUCAUGCCAGACAGACAGCACCAGCGGUCACAGACAACCGUUCCAGACAAGAGGGUCAUGGCAAAACUGGAGGUCUACUUCGACAAGCAAAAUAUCAGGAACAUUCAAAAGAUCACGAAGAGAUAUUUUGAUCCAAAGAAAGACGUUAUCUAUUUUUCUGACUUCAAAAUCUUCAUGCAAAAAUGUGACCAUCUAAAAUUCACCCUUCGCAAGUCUAAAAAGACAUGUAAUGUUGUGCGCACUCCCAUCAAGCACUAUCGGACAUGCGCAGUGGUGGGUAACGGCGGUAUACUCCUCCAUAGCGGCUGUGGUGCUGAGAUAGACGCUCACGAGUUCGUCAUCCGCUGUAACUUGCCGCCUGUACAUAAGUACCGGAGGGAUGUAGGCAGCAGGACCAACCUGACCAUUGUAAAUGGAAAGCGGUUGAAACAGAUAAGUGAUGUUCUCCAGUCCGGCGACUUCAAACGUCAGAAAUCCGCGCUGGCAGAGCUAGGUGAGACGCCCGGGAUGAUCUUAGGUCACUCCAUCCAAGAUCCUGACAACAUCCGGGAGAUACAGGUGAUCGACACUGCGAUCAAGGAGAACAAGAUGUCGACGAUAACGGCUUUUCCAUCCAAUUCUUUCAAGGAAAACAAAGGUUUGUACUUAGACCUUAUCGGAAGAAUGGCACGUGGGAACUUCGCCUCAACAGGCCUGAACACCUUCGCCCUGGCCUCCACCUUCUGUGAUAAAAUCUCCAUGUACGGUUUCUACCCCAUGUCUACCUACCGGGGCAAGCCCGUCCCCUACCACUACUACGACAAGCGCACACACAGCGAGAGCCAUGAUCUCAUCGAAGAGAAUGAGCUGUUCAAACGACUUGACGAUCAGAAAGUCAUCAGACAUGUCGUUGGAAAAUGCAAAGAUGCCCCUACCAUUCAAUCGGCCUUGGAAGGGGCCUGGAUGAAAUUACAAAAGUUAGGUGAACUCGUUAUCUGAAAUAUGCUGUGCCCUGUCAAGUGUAGGCAUCCCCCUUUCCAAUUAAACAUUUGUAUGGCAUUUGGUAGGAGGGAAAGGGCUUCGUCACUUUCACUGGCAGGUCGUCCACAAAAGGAUUUAUAUGUUAGGUUACAAGCAAAAAUCAGAAAAUGUUUCAACGACAAGAGUAACAAGAUAGCUUUUAGAAAGCUGACCGGGGCAAAGCUAAGAAUAGCUGUUUGGGUGGCGUGAGUGUGAUGCCACUAUGUGGCCUAAAUACUUGAAAAAAAAAGAGAAAAAAGUAUUAAGAGAAUACUUCGCACGCGGUCUUGAACCCGGAUCUGCAGAUUGCUAAGUCAAAGACUCGGUCAUUUUAACAGGGAUAUGAAUAUAGAUUGCGUCACCCAUGCCCAUAUGCAAAUGAGCAUCGACGAUUGAACGUUGGAAAAUGAGUACCGACGAUUGAGCAACGAAAAUUAAAAACUGUAAAACAGCAAGGAAUUAUUAGCUUAUAAUUAUUGAUAGUA
Branchiostoma floridae (Florida lancelet) is the source of this 2747-nucleotide messenger RNA. RefSeq names its product alpha-2,8-sialyltransferase 8B-like. Gene Ontology annotation, molecular function: alpha-N-acetylneuraminate alpha-2,8-sialyltransferase activity. The record is from RefSeq and is a predicted model, not a curated record. NCBI's taxonomy places the organism in Eukaryota, Metazoa, Chordata, Leptocardii, Amphioxiformes, Branchiostomatidae. Gene Ontology annotation, biological process: oligosaccharide metabolic process; N-glycan processing. The transcript is spliced from 3 exons. The coding region runs from base 1141 to 2241 and encodes 366 amino acids.